Haliotis rubra (blacklip abalone) is the source of this 2517-nucleotide messenger RNA. RefSeq lists its product as uncharacterized. NCBI's taxonomy places the organism in Eukaryota, Metazoa, Mollusca, Gastropoda, Lepetellida, Haliotidae. The coding region runs from base 1020 to 1943 and encodes 307 amino acids. The record is from RefSeq and is a predicted model, not a curated record. The transcript has 3 exons.
UAAAUCGGAUGUUCACGGGUAUGAAAAAUUGUCGUAAACAAAUCAGAUUGAUAUGAAAGAGAAAAAAAGCAACAACUGAAACGUUCAGCUCAGUGUAUUGAUUAACUUAAGUUACUGGAGGUCGGUGUUCACUAUGAUACAAUACUGGCGAAGCCAUGUGAACAGGACGCAGUCUACAGGCAGUCCUCUCAUACAGUCGUGCGGUACCAGGUUUGAUAAAGCAUAUACCUUGUCUUCCAUUAAACAUCACUAAUAAGCAAUGUAUCAGUUAUUAUCCAAAAUUUACAUAAAUUAUAUUCGCACUUUAUCAUGGCAAUAACGUAGUUUGUUUAACGCCGCAUUCAGCAAUAUUCCAUCCAUAUGGCGGCGGCUUCUAUUUGCUCUCGUAACUCCCAAUCCAGUGAUUGGCUACAUGACCAUCGAUCCACGCCGUUGGCAUACGAUGACAUGAAGGCAACCGCGAGUGGUGACGGACAAGCAUGGCCGGGUAGAUGUGGACCGUGGCUUCAGUAAACAGGUAGAGCUAUCAAUACCACUGUGUAAUGUAUUUGUUCUAAGAUGCAUUCACUCAAAGAGUUUGGACCAGACAUUCCCGUGAUCAACGGCAUUGUUAAAUCGAUGAUCAUGUUUUUGAUCACCGGAUUGUCUGGUCAAGACUCGAUUAUGUACAAACCGCCGCCAUAUAGUUGAUAUUGCUGAUUGCAAUGUGAAGCAAACCGACAAGCAUUGAAAGAAUGUUUAGUCUCAAACAUAUUUAAGACAAAUGACAAAUGAUUCAUCACCCCUUGUGUCCUGUAGAAUAUGUGCUCAUCCUUUCAACCUCUGGUUUGUCAGUACCUGACUCGAUUAUUUACCUGUCGCUUUAGGACCUCUCCAAUUUGGAUACUCAGGAGGAUACAGUAAGAUGUUAUGCAAUUUUUUGGGCUAGUUGAACUUGAGCUCUCAAUCUUAACAACGAAAAAUACAAAUAUACUCAUGUUCUUGUGAAGUCCAUAACAACAUCCCGUAUGCAACUGUAGAUGAGCCGUUCAGCAGGGGUCCAUUGUGCCAUGUGGCGGAGUGUGCUGAUUGCCUGUGUAUCUACAAUCAUGGAGGAUGGACGAGUGAUGGCACUACUUGGCCCCAAGAUGUGUGAGGAACUGUGUAUGCACACAUUUGCAUGUUCGGCCUACGCGUUCUCAAGUUCUCACCUGACCUGCGAAGUGACCCAUCUGGAACUUCAAACCAGUCCCUGGAAGCCCAUUGCGAAUCCUUUGACGAACAAGAUCUUGGAGCCUGAGGUAUGCCCACUGUAUUCUAAGAUCAUCCUCAGCCAUGCAGGGAAGCUGUGUUGCAGGAGACGUGUAGCCUCGAUGCAGGAUGAAUCUGGCGUGAGAUCGACGCUUCUUGUCACAACGUCCAUGGCGUAUAAAAGGCAACCGCUGUUUCAACUUUCCCUCCCAGAUUCAUACAUGCAGAGGAGUGUGAUCAGCCCUAAAAAAGCGAGGUGUUUGUUGUACAUUGCAAAUUCACGAACACUGUUAUUUUUUCUAUAUCUGAAGACCGACGUUGGUGUCAUAGCGUCACUAUAUCUCGACAACAGCACCACAGAUGUAGUCAGGACUCACCUUGAAUGUAGAGACAUGCUGCUAGAUUGGGCACGAAACAGGAUCGUGCUUGUGAUCAGUGAGCCCAGGUCUGCCAUAUAUUCUAUGUCAACAGAUGGGAGAAAUCUCACAUUUCUCUUCCACCCAACGGACCAACCAGAUACCAGUUCUGAACGAACUUCUGUUGCAAUGGACGUAGAGAAAGGCUUGAUCUAUGUGUGUGUUCCUACAAGGAUAGUAAUGGCUGAAGCUGGAGGGAAGAACCUAAAAGUUGUCUAUCACGGAGAGAUGCUAUUUGGUAUCGGUUAUGAUCCUUUCAUUAACGCAUUGUAUUUCGGGACGAACACCAACGUGUAAAAGACUUCUGCUACCAGACAGUGAGCCGACGACGUUGUUCAGUUUGGAAGAGGGACAAAUUCCUGUUCGAGUUGUGUAUCAUAAGAAUUACGUGUACAUCGCUUGCUUAACUUCUGAUAAACUGUUUAGGUAUUACCUAAGACUGGGGGCGGGGAGGAAUGAGUCUCUUCAUGCUAUUAGUAUGAAUGGUCACGUGCGAAAUUGGAUAUUCUGUAUAAUGUCAUAAUGCACGGUCGCAUCUAACACGAGCGCUAGGAUAUAUCGUUUUGACAGUAGAUUUUGUACAAUGCAUUGACGUCAUCAAUUACAUGACUCACAAUGCUAUAACGUCAAAAACUGAUGACAUCACAAUGCUAUGAGAUCGCUGCACUGCCAGUGUAAUGGCAGGAACGUGUUCAGAGAUGUACAUUUUUUAAUUGAAAACUAAAUAAGAGUGAUUUUUGAUGAUGAAUAGAAUCUCACCCUCGUUUUUUUCUGAUAUCAAAUAUAUCAACACUCGCCAAACCUCGGAUAUGCAUAAACUGUAUCAACUCGUAGUAAUUGUUUGAUCGACAUUCUAGAAGUUGGCGACUCA